UAGACAUUUCUAUCCGUAUUUCUUAUAUUGUCGCUCGAGCAUGCAGAAUCCUUCUUCUGCCCAUCAAACCCUAGCGGACUGUUACUGCUCGACCAUCGAUCAAGCCUGUACCACUACUGCUUCUUGAUUCUCUUCUCCUUCUUCCUCUUCUUCUUCUCCGUGAACAAUCACUUCUGAUUUCAAAUUUUGAUCCUGCAACGGAGAAGUUCAUAGAUGGACGACUGGGAGGAUGAGCAAAUUCCACCACUCCUUGCAAAGGAGCAACCUAAAAGUAAAUGGGAUGAUGAAGACGCAGACGAAGAUGAUGUGAAGGAAUCAUGGGAGGAUGAAGAUGAACCAGCUCCGGCACCUGCCGCGAAACCUCCUCCUGAAAAACCAUCUAAGAAACCUGCUGCAAAAUCUAUAGAAAAGAAAGGAAAAACUGUUGAAGUAGAAAAAGAAGAGCCUCAGCCUCUAGAUCCUGUUGCUGAGAAACUUCGCCAACAAAGGUUAGUAGAAGAAGCUGAUUACAAAUCUACUACAGAAUUGUUUGCUAAGAGGAGUGAUGAGAAGACACUUGAUAACUUCAUUCCCAAAUCUGAGAGUGACUUCUUGGAAUAUGCAGAACUUAUUUCGCAUAAGCUUCGUCCAUAUGAGAAAAGUUUCCAUUAUAUUGGCUUACUCAAGGCAGUAGUGAGAUUAUCAAUGAAUUCAUUGAAAGCAGCUGAUGCAAAAGAUGUUGCAUCUUCUGUGACUGCAAUUGCAAAUGAAAAGCUGAAGGCAGAAAAAGAAGCCAAUUCUAGAAAGAAGACAGGUGGGAAGAAGAAACAGCUCCAUGUUGAUAAGCCAGAUGAUGAUUUGGUGGUUGAUACCUAUGAUGCUCUUGAUGACUAUGACUUUAUGUGAUCUAUAUUGGAGAUAAUUUUUGCUGUUCGUUUCAUAUGCUCGUUACACCAUAAUUGGAUUUAUGUUGUAAACUGAGAGGAUAGCAUGAAUUUUCACUUUUGUUUUGAGCCGUUUGGUUAAACCUUGAAAAACUAGAAAGUGAGUGAUUUUAUAUUCAUUUGACGGUAUUAAAAAUUGAAAUAAAAAAUGGUUGGCAGAAAAAAAUAUCAUCUCAUUCAAUGGCA
Messenger RNA from Manihot esculenta (cassava), 1109 nucleotides. Its product is annotated as eukaryotic translation initiation factor 3 subunit J. The transcript is spliced from 7 exons. The coding region runs from base 214 to 885 and encodes 223 amino acids. The record is from RefSeq and is a predicted model, not a curated record. Gene Ontology annotation, molecular function: translation initiation factor activity. Gene Ontology annotation, cellular component: cytoplasm; eukaryotic translation initiation factor 3 complex. Lineage: Eukaryota; Viridiplantae; Streptophyta; Magnoliopsida; Malpighiales; Euphorbiaceae.